This is a messenger RNA of Musca domestica (house fly), 6665 nucleotides long. RefSeq lists its product as uncharacterized. The coding region runs from base 836 to 2818 and encodes 660 amino acids. The transcript has a single exon. The record is from RefSeq and is a predicted model, not a curated record. NCBI's taxonomy places the organism in Eukaryota, Metazoa, Arthropoda, Insecta, Diptera, Muscidae.
GGCUUACACUCUUCAGCUCGCCUUGCUCUCCCCCCAAACGUGUUGUGACUGUACCAUUGAAACUUCUAAACGCUCAUUAUCCGGCGAGAUCAAAUUCAGUUGCUUGGUCUUUUUUUACGUUGGAGUAUUUUGUUUUGUUGUUUCUGUUUGUGCUUCUGUGGUGGCGUUUGGGGAUCCGCUGUGCUGAACUAGCUGCUGCUGUUGCCGCCGUUAGCUCUCGCUCGCUCAAUGAACGCUCAGUUGCUGGGAAACAGUUGUCGCGUUAAGUAAGACUUGAACGGUUGUCGUCGUCGAACAAACGUCCGAACAAAAACAAAAUCGUUGAUUUUUAGAAUUCAGUUGUGGCUUUGUGAAGAUUGUCGAAGAGUUGUUGUCGUUGUGGUAGUUACUUUUGCAUUGCAAGUUAAAAUAAAAGUGAAAAAAUUAAAACAAAACAUCAUUUAUUUCGAAAAAAAUUUAAAGCGCUAAAACCGGAGAUCUAAAAUUAAUUAUUGAUUCAAGCCACUUUGUGACAAAGAAGAAGAAGAAGUCGAAGAUAUACGGAAAAAAAAAAUUAAAAACAAAAAAAUCCCCUAAGGCCCUACUAAAUGGGUGCGUUUAGCGAUAGUAAACAAAAAACAACAUCACAAAAAUUAACAAAAAACAUUCAAGUGAUUUGCUGGCGGAUCAUUAAAGGCCAUUAGCCAUUAGUCAAGAACGUGAAGGUUACCCAGCCUACCGCGAACGAAUCCCCUUCCAUAGACGUGAAAAUUCGAAAAAAAAAACAAAAGAAAAAAGUGAAGUGUUUAAAAAGUCGAACAAACAAAGCGUUUGUGUCGUUGAUGCGUAACCCAGCAUGUCAUUCUUUCGUAAUUUACGCUCGUCCAUCACCCGUGGUCGGUCUUCGUCACGCGAUACCACUCCCGUUCGAUCAUCUCGCCCGGGCAGCGUUAUAAGCGGCUUAAGCAACAACAAACGACGAGACUCGGUGGAAUCUGGCACUGAUUCCGUUUUCAAUCGCAGCGGCACGUUCAUCUUGGACGACGAGCAGCAGAACGAAAACAAUGGCUUCCAUUCGAAUACCUCAACGCUGGAGAAGAAGUCCAAGAAAUCGAAAGUGUUGGAGAAGUUCAGCACAUUUACGAAACGCAAAAAGACCCCGACGCCGGAUAGUUCAGCCUUAGAUCACCAUCCGAGCGAUAAUGCCACCAACACGUACUACAAAUGGCAGGCAGAUGGCAGCAACAGCUUGGACUAUGACUCUCAAACGGAUCCGUUUAAUUUUCUGUACGAUCAGACAAGUUUGAAAUCGCUGCACAACGGAGGCUCCUCUUCGAAUGGCUCCACAGCAAUGCACUCAGCGGCCAAUGAACGCAAUAAUGCUCCAAGCUAUGGCAGCAAGGCGAAUAGUACCACAUUUGAUUCCUCAACCUAUCGCAAAGGAAAAAUGCCCUCCGAAUUGAAGAAGCAAUUGGAACAGUUGAAGCAAAGUCAACAUUUGCCCGAACACGAGGAUGAUGGCAAGGAUAAAGACGCUGAUGGCGAGGAUGAUGAUGACUAUCGCAAACGUAGCGGCUUUGAAAAUCUCAAUGAAGCGGAUAAAUACAAAACCGUAACGAUCAACAGUUUUCGCAAAUCAUUUCGGGACAAAUUCCUGCAGCAACAAAAGGAGGCACCCCACAAUCCGGCAUGGUUCGUAGAAGUGGAACCACCUGCGGAAGAUGCUCACAAAUCUCAACGGGACCACAGUCUAUCGAAAGAGAAUCGCACUGAUUUCUUGGUGUUUGAAAAUGACAACUAUCGGCCUGGUUCUCGCUCUCCAAUAAGGGAUUUAAGUUCGCGGCGUAAUCAACAACGUUCCACAACUCGAUCGCCUGUCAAACGCAACGAUACCUUCAAGGUUGAACGGUCAUACACUCCGAACAACGCAAUCAAGACUGAGCAAGACACCACCAACGCACCCUCAAUACGCAUUGAGUUCCGCAACUCCAUAACGCCACAUAUGCCGGGACGCAUGGUCCCAGUGGGUGUGGCCAAGCCAAUGCCAUCGCAAGCAACCUUAACACAAUACAACCGCUCGGAACCCAUUAUGAACACGUCGUAUACCAUCAAAACAUCGAAUACCCGUCUGAAUGGCUCGCCACAAAGAAAUUGGUCCAAACCGCUAUCACGUUCACCUUCAAGACCCACACUGAGUAGCAGCAUCAGUAACAAUCAGCCAACGACUGGUCGCUAUCAAACACUUGUACAAAUCAAGAGUGAUAAUAGCAGUAGCAGCAAGUUGCAACAGCCGGUGGCCUUAACCACACGGCCCAGUCGCCUAUCGACACGAAUACAGCUGGGAGGCACUGGCUCAGGAAUACCCACCAGCAAUUCAUCGCCAUCAUUUGCCAAGCGUUAUGUCAGCUCGUACAGUACCCAGGUGAACACCAAGGCCCAGCCUUUGAGGCAAACCUAUUUUGGAGAUAAUCAACACUACAACAACAACAUCAGCAACACUCAAAACUCUCCAUUGACCUCCAAUAGAACAACAUUGCAAUCGCCAUCAUAUGCCAGUAACAACAACAACAACAACGCUCGAAAUUAUGCUGGCCAGCGGAAUGCAACAACACCUGUUUAUCAUUCUAAAUAUCAAACGUCGUCGAAUGUGGCAACAACUAAUCGACCGGCAGCCCAAUCACGAUCAACAUCUUCCCAUGCCGCCGGUGGCGUUGGUAUUACCUCAUCGUCAUAUUCGAAACAACAGCAGCAGCAACAACAACAUCACCACCACCAAACACGUUUUGUGGUGCCUACACAGAGGCGUUCUCGUUCACCAAUUAAGAUACCCUGGCGGUAGGCGUAGACCCAGUCAGACAAUUCUCUCACACGCAUCGCGUCGCAACACAGCAGCAAACAGCCAAAGCUUAAAUGGUGUGGCACUCAAUCCAAACAAAAUUCUAAGCUUUAUUUCAUCCGGCAGGGUACAACCAAAUCAAAAUGCAGGGCGUAUUACUUUGCAUGUCAAACAUUCACGAACGAUUUCUUUGUGGCACAGUGGUUCGGGCAUAUAUAUGAGAAGUUUAUACAGCAUACAUUGGGUUUUUUGAAAUAGAUUUUUUUCGGAUCAUCCAACUUUCAAGUUUUUGCUGAGUGUAGUUUCUAUACAUACAUUUUUAGUUAAUAUAUCCCGCUUAAGUAAUUUCUUGAAAGUUGGAUGAUCCGGAAAAAUGGGUUAUUCCUCAAUAAAAUCUAAACAAAUAUAUAAAUUUUCUCAUUACCAAGUAAUGUGUAACGUCGGCAUAGAGUGUGAACGUCCGAUCACAAAACCAAUUGUUGAGAGUUCGAAACUCAGCGUCGGCAGUACAAGAAAAAGAAUAAUAAAAUACAAUGAGUUGUUGAUGUAGACGCACGACUUUAAACAAUCCCUGAUGUUCGUAACAGUGGCACAGUGGGGCUUUUAACUAUAAAUCAUAAGUUUCCGAGUUUAAUACCAUCAGCGAAAAAGUGAAUUCUAAAAAUUUAACAAAAAAUUUUAUUCUACCUUUUUUUCGACUUUUAGUGGCCAGUGAACUAACUACUAAUUUCGGAUUACAUGUCCUUGUUAAAAUAAUGGGUUAGUAAGUAGUGUUGUAAGUAGUUACUAUUGCCAAAAAUUGACCAUCUUUUAGAAUGGGGAAUUUUUUCUGGACAAAUACAUUUCUCUGUAAAUUGAUGUAAUCGUGAAUAGAUUUUACAAAGUUUCGAACACCAGAAGGUUGAGAAUAGUUCAGAAACAAAAAAAAAAUGAUUUUAUUGUUGAUCUUUUCAUAUGUAAUAGCAUCGCGUGUGUGAGAAUUGUCGAAUAUAUAGCCUUAAAAAUAAACAUGGACCAGUUUAGGUUAUCAAAAUUAGAUCGAGUUCGGAGAUGGGCACUAUCGGUCCUCCCUCACAAAAGACUGAAAUGUUACAAAAAAUAUUUUACUGCUCAAAAAAAAAAAAGAAAGAAUAAUCCGAUUUUGCCCCUACUUUGCAAAUCCUAAUAUUUGCUGCAGUGCGAGGUCAGGUGUGAAAAUUGACAAUAUUGAUCCACUACAUUACGUACCUCCCUCACAAGGUGUCAAAAUUUUGAAUAAUUAAAACUCUUAUAAAACGUGAUGUAAGAGUCCGAUUGUCUUCAAAUUACACACCUCGCAUUAUUUUUAUAAACCCAAGAUCUGGUGCGAAGAUAAGAUAUAUCGGUCCACUCCUUCUGCCUGCCUCGCCCUCAAAGGGCCAACAUUUUGAAUAUCCAAGAAGCUCAAUGUUUCUAUUAACACAAGGUCUGUUAUGAAGAUGGUAGAGAUCGAGCCAUUCCUUUUAGUACCUCCUCCAAAAGUGGUUCAAGAAUUUGAAAUACAAAACUCUCAUAAAACACGUAAUAAGCGUCCAACUUCCUUCAAAUUUCAAACAAACAAACAAACAUUUUUGCUAACACAAGAUCUUUUGUGAAGAUGAUAUAUAUCUGCGAAACCUUUCUGAUACCUCACCAACAAAGGGUCACAAUUUUCAAUAAUUUUUUCUGUCAUAACUUAAAUAUAUCUGAAUAUUUCUCUCAACCAGAAACCUGAGAUGAAUAUGAAAUUUAUCGGAUUUUAUGAUUUUGCAUAAAAUUGGAUAUGAAUUUUCGAUUUUCUUGUAAUUUUGCACAUACCAAUAUUUUUAUCUGUAUUAGAUAAAGUGUAAAAAUAGUCCACGGCUCACUAUAUCUGGUACCUUACUCACAUUUCAACAUUUUCUAAAAAUGAUCAGAUAUCUCAUAAAAAGUGAAGGAAGUAGUCGAUGUAGUCCAAACCUAGCAUGUCGCAAUAUUUAUAUCAUAUUUAUUUAGAUCCAAUACGAAAUGGACUAUAUUGGUCCAUUCCUUCGAAACCUACUCCAUAGAGGGUCACCAAUUUGAAUAAUCAUAAUAGAAGCCAAAAUAUUUUUAAAUAAUCGAACAGAGGAUCUGUCGGUAAAACCGAUUAAUACCUUUUAACUUGUUUUUGUACAAUUGUGUUGGAGAACACGCAGAUAUACCAUUGGACUCUCUUUGCUUGUCCUGGUGUAAACCAUGGUACAAUGAAGACAAGGUAGGCUAACUUUGAAAAAAUUGCAAGUAUAGAGGUCUACCUGUUUGGCUUGUAAUGUCAGAAUUACUAUCAAAACAAUAAAAAAGCAAACAACUUGUUGCAUUGAUUUUGAAUAAAUAAUUGAAAACCGCGAUAACUGAAUGAAAGGUCAAAAUUUCUUUUCAAAAUCAUGUUCUAUAUAUCUCUUAUGGUUUAUUUCGAGACAAAAACUGUAGAUUUUGUCGAUGCAUACGUUGCAAUAAGCAUUUUGAAAACACCCAAAUUUGAAUAUUUUCUGAACAAUUUUUUAUUAUUGAAUAAAUACACACACACAUAAACAAAUGAAGUUGACAUAUUAAGCCAGAAACAUAAAAAAAAUUAAAAUCAUAUGGUAGUUCUGCCCUACCUUGAAUUCAUUGUACCAUGGUGUAAACCGUAAGAUAAAUAUCUCAUAGUCUGUUUUUAAAAAUUACGCCGAUAUAAAGAUCCUUUUAUCAAAAAUUUGAAAUAUUAAUUCUGAUUUUGCGAAAACAUUUGGAGUAUUUAAAAGAAAUAUCCUUUUCUUUAAAAUUUUUACUCCCAAUAAUUAUUAUUCAUAUACCUACGGUACUGAAAAUAUCAAUAUUUUAAAAGUCUUGUACAGAAUGGGUGCUAUCAUCGAUAUUGUGCCAACUUUAUCGAACAAUCAAACUAAUGGACAGAAAUAGCGUUGGUGGUGUGUAUCUAUCAUAUUGUCAGCCUAGUUCGGCUAUAGCUCGGUUUGUUGGUGAAACACAUUUUAUGAAUGUUGAAUUUUUUUGAAUUUAACUUCUAUUACCACUUGUUGUCGACAAACUUCCGUUAUUUUCAACCAUUCAAAUCACUGUCGUUUAUUACGCCCAAUGUAAUGAUCAUUCAUGUAAUUUAUAUUUUCUGCUUGAAAGCUCAAAUAUUUGUAAGCCAACAACAAAGCCUAGGAAACAAAGUCAAUUGACUCUGGAUUAUGAAUCACCCACAAUUGUUAAUGUCUUUCGUGUUGUUUUUUUUUUUGUAACAACUACAACCAACGGGGAUUUUCCACACCAGCUUUAAUUCGAAUUGGGAGAGAAUUACAAAUAAAACCUAACAAUUAAAAUAACACCAUCAGAAAAAAACAAAACACAACAAACACUUGGUGAAGUACAUUAAACAAGUCAUUAAUGCAAAUGCACGAAAAGCCGCCAAUGGUUGGUUGGCUAAGUUAAUAAAAACAAAAGUGGCAAUUAACAUAUGGAUAAUAAGUUUAAAUGUACACAAACACAUGCAAAAACUCAUAUGUAUAAAUAAAAUCCCAUUAGAUUACAAAAAAAAAAUGGAAAAAAUUAGGCAAUUAACGAUUUAAAGCAAGAGCGUUAAGGGACUUCCUCCACAUGCGCACCUAAGAGAGACAUCUGCCAAACAAGAAUCAAAACUGAACUUAACAAGCUAAUCAAAUGAUUUAAGCCAUUGCUAGUUUGUCAUUGCCGCCAUGGCUAUGACCCAAUUCUUCGAACUUUGACUUCCUACCGAAGGGGGGUUAUUCAGAGAAUUCCAACUCAUCAUCAUUAUCUUCUAUUUUUAUUGUCGCCAAUUACAUUUUCGUCGCAGCUAUAUAACAAAACACAAAAACAAAACGAAAAA